AUGCCUCCAACUGAUUCCUCAUGCCCUUCUCACCCGUUGAUUAGUCCCGCUGCAACUUCAGCUUCUCGAUUCUCUCAUACCUACACUGGGAACCCAAACCGCAGCCCUUUAAGUGCCUCCCUUACUCAUUCGAUGGUUACUCUUGCUAAAAUCGGUAUCUGUAAACCCAAUCCUAAAUAUGCUUAUCAUGCGUUGGUUAAUAAGCAUAAGGAAUGGUGUCUUGCUAUGACUGAUGAGUUUAAUGCUCUUCUUCGUGCUGGGACUUGGAAUUUAGUCCCUUGUACUCCACUAUGA
Molecule: messenger RNA, 294 nt
Organism: Prunus armeniaca (apricot)
Lineage: Eukaryota; Viridiplantae; Streptophyta; Magnoliopsida; Rosales; Rosaceae
Source: the annotation of a GenBank genome assembly